GUUUGGACAUCAUUUCAGUGACUUGUGGGCACUAUUUCAGCCCAAAUUGUCAGAACCCCAGAUCUCAAUGCAUCACAAUAAACAGGCAUUAUUGUUGUUCUGGUACCAAGCUUGUGUAGAAUGUCCAGAGAAUGUGAAAUUGAUCGUUCACAAUCCACAUGUGUGUAAACAUAUACCCUUCACCUACAUACUUGCCGAUCAUGAGGACCAGGAUGUGAUGAUGUUUAAUCGUAUGACUUUACCAGCGUACUAUGGUUUGUUACGAAUGUGUUGUCAGCAAUCAAGGAACUUCACACGACAACUGGCCCAGCAUCAAAAUAUACUGUGGGCUUUCAAAAAUAUCACCCCUUAUCCUGCCAAUAUCCAGGGGCUGUGGAUGAGUUGUUUAAGAUGAUGAGACUGAUGGCGACCAAAUACCAGGACUGUACUGAUGAGGAAAUCAAGGCCAUCAACAGUUUCCGACGUAACACUAUACAACUUUAUCUACAGAAUCUAGAGGCACGAUCAGGCUGGCAGACACUGAUAGGAGCUCUGAAGAUUUUGGUAGACACAGAGACAGACAGAUUGAUUGUAUUGUUCAACAAGGGACUUCAAAUGUUGGGAGAGGCAUUCAUCACUCUACAUGUGAUGUAUCAUGAGGCUACAGCAUGUCAUGUUACAGGGGAUAUUGUAGAUCUGCUGUCAUUAUUACUACAAGUUCUCAAAAAUGCCAGAACAUAUGUUGAACAAAAGAAAGGACCCACAGUCAAAUAUGUAAAGAUGUAUGUACACAGCUGGGAUGAGAAAGUUACCAUAGCAAAGAAACUGUUAACAUUACUCAACUCUUACACACCAACUAAUAGCGCUCAGUCUGUAUACGAUG
Messenger RNA from Ruditapes philippinarum (Manila clam), 862 nucleotides. RefSeq names its product ubiquitin carboxyl-terminal hydrolase 34-like. NCBI's taxonomy places the organism in Eukaryota, Metazoa, Mollusca, Bivalvia, Venerida, Veneridae. The record is from RefSeq and is a predicted model, not a curated record. The transcript is spliced from 8 exons. The annotation marks the transcript as partial.